This is a messenger RNA of Hipposideros armiger (great roundleaf bat), 5128 nucleotides long. RefSeq names its product Rho GTPase activating protein 23 (gene ARHGAP23). Gene Ontology annotation, molecular function: protein binding. Lineage: Eukaryota; Metazoa; Chordata; Mammalia; Chiroptera; Hipposideridae. The record is from RefSeq and is a predicted model, not a curated record. Gene Ontology annotation, biological process: signal transduction. The transcript is spliced from 25 exons. Bases 530 to 5128 code for a protein of 1532 amino acids.
GGGUAUGGAUGGGUAUGUGAGGGGUCUAGUAUGCUUUUAGGUGCACAGUGGGUAUCCUUGCAAAUGUGUCUCUGGGGGGGGGUGGACUAUAUAUGCAUGGUGUCCAAAGUGUGUGUGCAUAUACUUAAGGAUGUCUACACACAGUGUGUAUGUGAGGGGAAUAGUGUGUUGAUGUGUGUGUUUCUGUGGGGUAUGUGGACAGAGGGAGAGUGAGUGAACGUGUGUGUAUGUGUGUGUGUCUGGGAGGGUGUGGAGUGAGUGUAUGGAUGUGUGUGUGUAGUGCAGGUCUAUACUGGGUAGGUAGGGUGUGUUUGUGUGUGCAUCUGUGUGAGGGACCGUGUACACGUGUGAAUGUGUGUUUUUCGGGGCUCAGGAAGGUAGGUGCCCUGUGCACUGGAAGGAGUACCUGCGCAGGCCAGUACAGUGUGAAUUUUUGUGUGAGUGGAGGGGUGUGUACCUGUGUACCUGUACAGGGUGUGCAGCGUGUGACUGCGGAGGCUCUGUGUGUGUGGGUGUGUAUGUGUGUGGGAUGGGGCGGCCGCGCAAUGGGGCCGCCCCGGAGGGGGAGGUGUCCGCCCUGGGCGACUCGCCGGCGUGUCCCAGCUCGGCGCCUUCAGCUGGGAGGCGCGGGAGGCGCGGAGCCGCUCUAGCCAUCCUGCAGCCAUCUGCGCGGGUCGUCCGUCCGCUUACAGCCUCUGGGUCCCGGGCCCGCGGCUCCGCGGGGCAGGCGGGGACCCCUGGGGCCCGCCUGCCGCCCGGAGGGCCGAGGACGCCGCCCGCGGGGCGCCGAGGAGCGGCCGUGGGCCCCCGCGCGGUGCGCCCCACUCCGGAAGCCAGGCCCACGGCGGAAUGGGGCCGGGGCGGCGGCCGGGCCCGGGGGCUCCUACCGGCCGCCGCGCCUGCGGGCAGCACCGUGUGGCGCGUGGAGCCCGCGGGGGCCCGGGGCUGUCGCUGGGAGCGCGCCGUCGGUGUGGACUGCAGCGCCCCAGAGCCGCGCUGCCUCUGGCUGCCCUACCUCAACCACAACGACCGACACGCGUGUGGGUCACGCCUGCUGCCAUUGGGCCCGAGAGAUGGGUGCUCUCCUGGGCGUCCCCUCCCCUGGCAGGGGCCGAGGACACUGCUGCUGCACAAAAGUCUCCAGGAUGGCUUUGGCUUCACCUUGCGCCACUUCAUUGUGUACCCGCCUGAGUCCGCUGUGCACUGCGGCCUGAAGGAAGAAGAGAAUGGAGGAAGAGGAGGAGGACCCUCCCCUCGGCACCACCGCCUGGAGCCCAUGGAUACCAUCUUUGUCAAGAAUGUGAAGGAUGAGGGCCCUGCCCAUAGGGCGGGGCUUCGCACAGGAGACCGGCUGGUGAAGGUGAAUGGGGAGAGCGUCAUUGGGAAGACCUACUCCCAGGUCAUAGCUCUGAUCCAGAAUAGCGAUGAUACUCUGGAGCUUUCCAUCAUGCCCAAGGAUGAGGACAUCCUCCAGCUGGCCUACUCCCAGGACGCCUACCUGAAGGGGAACAAGCCGUAUUCUGGAGAGGCCCGGAGGAUCCCAGAGCCGCCCCCAAUCUGCUACCCUCGCAAGACCUAUGCCCCGCCACCCCGGGUCUCCACCUGGGCCACUAUGGUGCCUGAGCCCCUCUCAGCACUGCCCAGUGACCCGCGGAGUCCUGCUGCCUGGAGUGACCCAGGGCCCCGAGUCGCAUCCACUGCCCGCGUCCAUCCAGACAACCCUUCCUUGGGGAUGAGCCAGCCCCGCCCCAGCCCUGGUGCCUUCCCCCACCUCCCUUUGGAGCCCCGGACACCCCGUGCCUUCCCGGAGCCUGGCAGCCGGGUGCCCCCCAGCAGACUGGAGUGCCAGCAGGCCUUGUCACACUGGCUGUCAAACCAGGUACCCCGCAGGGCGGGGGAGAGACGGUGCCCCGCCAUGCCCCCUCGGGCCCGCAGUGCCUCCCAAGACCGGUUAGAGGACGUGACUGCCCAUCGCCCGUGGCCCUGCUCCACCUCUCAGGGUGCCUUGAGUCAGCUGGGCCAGGAGGGCUGGCACCGAGCUCGCUCAGACGACUACCUGAGCCGGGCCACCCGCUCAGCUGAGGCACUGGAGCCAGGGGCACUGGCGUCACCCCGCUUUGAGCGCUGUGGCUGGGCUUCCCAGCGUCCAUCUGUCCGCACUCCUGCCUGCCCAUCCAGAGACCUGCCCGGGCCCCAGGCCCCACCCCCGCCUGGUCUGCAAGGACUGGAUGACAUCGGGUACAUUGGGUACCGGAGCUAUAGCCCAUCAUUCCAGCGCCGGACUGGCCUCCUGCAUGCACUCUCUUUCCGGGACUCACCCUUUGGGGGCCUGCCUACCUUCAACUUGGCCCAGUCCUCUGCACCAUUCCUACCGGAGGACUCUGAACCACCCAGAGUUUUCCGGCCAGAACCCAUCACCCGGGCACUGGAGCCUCCCACCGAGGAUCGUCGAGACGAGGUGGUCCUGAGGCAGAAGCCUCCAACGGGCCGCAAGGUCCAACUACCCCCUGCAAGACAGAUGAACCUUGGGUUUGGUGACGAGUCCCUAGAGCCAGAAACCAGUGGGCGAAGGGAACGCCUGGGAAAGAAGGUGGUCCCUCUGGCCACUACUGAAGACUCUCUGGCUUCCAUCCCCUUCAUUGAUGAGCCCACCAGCCCCAGCAUUGACCUUCAAGCCAAGCACGUUCCUGCCUCUGCUGUGGUCUCCAGCGCCAUGAACUCUGCCCCCGUCCUGGGCACUAGCCCAUCUUCCCCAACCUUCACCUUUGCCGUUGGCCGCCAUUACUCCCAGGACUGCAGCAGCAUCAAGGCUGGCCGCCGCUCCUCCUACCUGCUGGCCAUCACCACAGAACGCUCCAAGUCCUGCGAUGAUGGGCUCAACACCUUCCGGGAAGAGGGCAGGACCCUGCGGCGCCUGCCAAACCGAGUACCCAGCUUGCGGAUGCUUCGAAGCUUCUUCACUGAUGGGUCCUUGGAUAGCUGGGGCACUUCCGAAGAUGCUGACGUUCCUUCUAAGCGACACUCAACCUCUGACCUCUCGGAUGCGACCUUCAGUGAUAUCAGGAGGGAAGGCUGGUUGUAUUAUAAGCAGGUCCUCACCAAGAAGGGGAAGAAAGCGGGCGGCGGCCUGCGCCAGUGGAAGCGCGUGCACGCUGCGCUGCGGGCGCGCUCCCUCUUGCUGAGCAAGGAGCGGCGGGAGCCCGGGCCAGCGGCGGCAGGGGCGGCGGCGGCCGUCGCAGGUGAGGACGAGGCGGCGCCCGUCUGCAUCGGCUCCUGCCUGGUGGACAUCUCCUACAGCGAGACCAAGAGGAGGCACGUGUUCCGGCUGACCACCGCUGACUUCUGUGAAUAUCUCUUUCAGGCUGAGGACCGGGAUGAUAUGCUGGGCUGGAUCAGAGCAAUCCGAGAGAACAGCAGGGCCGAGGGCGAGGACCCCGGCUGUGCCAACCAAGCUCUGAUCAGCAAGAAGCUUAACGAUUACCGAAAAGUGAGCCAUAGCUCUGGGCCUAAAGCUGAUUCCUCCCCAAAAGGCUCUCGUGGCCUGGGGGGCCUCAAGUCUGAGUUUCUCAGACAGAGUGCUGCACGUGGCCUCAGGACUCAGGACCAGCCAGCAGGAAGCAAAGAUGAUAGUGUUGCUGCCUCCAAAAGCCCCUGGGGCAUCAACAUCAUCAAGAAGAACAAGAAGGCAGCCCCCAGAGCAUUUGGGGUCCGGCUGGAGGAGUGCCAGCCAGCCACAGAGAACCAGCGCGUCCCCCAGAUUGUGGCUGCAUGCUGUCGCAUUGUGGAAGCACGUGGACUGGAGUCCACAGGCAUUUACCGAGUGCCAGGCAACAAUGCAGUGGUUUCCAGCCUGCAGGAGCAGCUCAACCGCGGGCCUGGUGACAUCAACCCACAGGAUGAGCGCUGGCAAGACCUCAAUGUGAUCAGCAGCCUACUCAAGUCCUUCUUCCGGAAGCUACCUGAGCCUCUUUUCACGGAUGACAAAUACAACGACUUCAUCGAGGCCAAUCGCAUUGAAGACUCAAGGGAGCGGAUGAAGACACUGCGGAAGCUGAUCCGGGACCUCCCAGGACACUACUAUGAAACACUCAAAUUCCUUGUGGGCCAUCUGAAGACCAUUGCUGACCACUCAGAGAAAAACAAGAUGGAGCCCCGGAACCUGGCCCUGGUCUUUGGGCCAACGCUGGUGAGGACGUCCGAGGACAACAUGGCAGACAUGGUGACCCACAUGCCCGACCGUUAUAAGAUUGUGGAGACGCUGAUCCAGCAUUCAGACUGGUUCUUCAGUGAUGACGAGGACAAGGGAGAGAGAACCCCUGUGGAUGACAAGGAGCCUCAGUCAGUGCCCAACAUCGAGUACCUCCUGCCCAACAUUGGCAGGACAGUGCCGCCUGGUGACCCAGGUUCAGAUUCCACCACCUGUACUUCAGCCAAGUCCAAGGGUUCGUGGGCCCCCAAGAAGGAGCCGUACGCCCGGGAGAUGCUGGCGAUCUCCUUCAUCUCGGCUGUCAACCGCAAGAGGAAGAAGCGGCGGGAGGCGCGGGGGCUGGGCAGCAGCACAGAUGACGACUCGGAGCAGGAGGCGCACAAGCCCGGGGCGGAGGCGCCGGGCACCCAGGACCAGCCGGAGGAGCGGCUGCCGGGCGCUCCCGCCCCCGAGGCCCCCGGGCGCCUCAGCCCCCCGGCGGCGCAGGAGGAGCGGCCGGCUGCGGACACGCGCUCCAUCGUCUCGGGCUACUCCACGCUGUCCACCAUGGACCGCAGCGUGUGCUCAGGCGCCGGUGGGCGGCGAACGGGCGCGGGGGACGAGGCGGACGACGAGCGCAGCGAGCUGAGCCACGUGGAGACGGACACUGAGGGUGGCUCGGCCCCCGGGGGGCACCUGGCGCGGCGGCCCUCCUUCAGCUCGCACCACCUGAUGCCCUGCGACACCCUGGCUCGGCGCCGCCUGGCCCGAAGCCGCCCGGAUGGCGAGGGCGCGGGCGCGGGGCGGGGCGGUCCCCGCGUCGUGGAGCCAGCCGGCUCCGCCUCGUCCAGCAGCCAGGAGUCGUUGCGACCGGCGGCUGCGGUGGUGGCGGCCUUGGGCGCGCGGCCCUCGCGCCUCGAGGCGCUGCGGCUAUGUAAGUAA